AUGUCCUUCGUAACAGAUCAAACACGUUGGCAAGCCCUCUGCAACAGAACACCAGCCGCUCACGCAUCAUUUAUCUACGGGGUCCUCACAACUCGCAUUUUCUGCCGUCCAACAUGCCCAGCACGCCUCGCACGCCGAGCCAACGUCGUCUUCUUCGACGCCGCUGAUGACGCCGUCCGUGCAGGCUUCAGGCCCUGCAAGCGCUGUAAACCCGACUCGGCAACCCCCGAACGGCGCAACCAGGAGGUGGUCCAGCGAGCGUGCGGCAUCAUACGAGAACGUAAUGGGGCAGUCACUCCGGCAGAAGCCGCGAAGCUGGUUGGGCUGUCGUACCGAUACUUUCAUGGGGUAUUCAAAGAGUUCACCGGCGUGACGCCGGCACAUUUCGCCAGGCAGUCCAGAGAAGAGCAACUCGGAGAUGCAGUAGGGUCUGCAAGCGUAAACACGCCGCCGGCCGCGACUUCAAUGCACACAACAGCGAUGCCUAAGACGAGCAAUGAACUGUGUAUGAACAACAGCCUUAACCCGGCAGAAAGCGGCUACAAAGAAGGCUCUUCGGAAAACCCCGAAUUAGAAAAGGAUUUGGACUUGAUCUGGCAAGAAAUAUGCCAGGAUGACGGCCACGCUCUUUGGGGUCAGGUAGAUGAGACUCUCAAUGGCGAAGUGCCAUGGAAUGAGUGGCUAUCAGCUACUUAUCAGGUGAACGACGUAGGUAUCCAGGAUUCCGAAUGGAUAAUAUAG
Molecule: messenger RNA, 741 nt
Organism: Colletotrichum gloeosporioides
Lineage: Eukaryota; Fungi; Ascomycota; Sordariomycetes; Glomerellales; Glomerellaceae
Product: Regulatory protein ada
Exons: 1
Coding region: 1-741 (246 amino acids)
Biological process (GO): DNA repair; regulation of DNA-templated transcription
Molecular function (GO): sequence-specific DNA binding; methyltransferase activity; DNA-binding transcription factor activity
Source: RefSeq, a predicted model, not a curated record